This is a messenger RNA of Thalassophryne amazonica, 1347 nucleotides long. RefSeq names its product solute carrier family 23 member 1-like. The transcript is spliced from 9 exons. Lineage: Eukaryota; Metazoa; Chordata; Actinopteri; Batrachoidiformes; Batrachoididae. Bases 1 to 1347 code for a protein of 448 amino acids. The record is from RefSeq and is a predicted model, not a curated record. Gene Ontology annotation, cellular component: membrane. Gene Ontology annotation, molecular function: transmembrane transporter activity. Gene Ontology annotation, biological process: transmembrane transport.
AUGGGGAAGGUCGAACAGAGUACUCCUGGUGGUGUGCCAAAUGCUGCAGUUCUCCUACGGGAUCAGUUUGUUGAGCAUGUACAUGACAGCGCUCUGUGUAGGGAGUUAAAGUGGUUUGUCCGCAGAAGUCCAACUGCUACCCUACUGCAGAUCCAGGGAGCAAUCAUGGUUUGCUGUCUGGUCCAGGCUGUCCUGGGAUUUUCUGGACUGAUGGGACUUAUUGUGAAAUAUAUUGGUCCAUUAGCCAUUGCUCCCACCAUCAGCCUCAUUGGCCUGUCACUGUUUAUUGAAGCUGGGAAGAAGUCUGGAAGCCACUGGGGAAUAGCUGCACUCACAGUCUUUCUGAUCCUGCUGUUCUCUCAGUACCUGAGAAAGGUCAACGUUCCAAUGAUCACUUACAAGGACAAGAAGUGGAAGGUUUUCCGGUAUCCACUGUUCAGGCUUUUCUCAGCUUUGUUUGGAAUAUGUGGUGGCUGGUUGGUGUGCUUCUUAUUGACCACCUUUGAGAUGCUGCCUUCAAAGUCGGAUGAGUAUGGAUUCGCAGCCAGGACUGAUCUCAGACUGGAUGCUGUGAAAAACUCUCCAUGGAUCCACAUACCUUACCCAGGUCAGUGGGGUAUGCCCACUCUGAGUGUGUCAUCAGUGUUGGGUAUGAUGGCAGGUGUUUUGGCAUCUACCAUGGAAUCCAUUAGUGACUACUACACUUGUGCACGUUUGUCUGGUGCUCCUCCUCCACCAACCCAUGCCAUAAAUCGUGGUAUAGCCAUAGAAGGCAUCGGUGGGAUUCUGGCAGCCCUGUGGGGAAGUGGAAAUGCAACAACCUCUUACAGCGAAAACAUUGCUGCGCUUGGCAUUACCAAGGUUGGCAGCAGACUGGUGCUACAAACAGCUGGUGUUCUCUUGAUUGUCCUCGGGAUCUUUGGCAAAUUUGGAGCAGUUUUUAUCACCAUUCCAGAGCCAGUAAUUGGAGGCAUGUUCCUUGUAAUGUUUGGAAUGAUUGCAGCUGUUGGAAUAUCUAACCUCCAGUACGUGGACCUAAACUCUUCACGUAACCUCUUCAUUCUUGGUUUCUCUACAUUCAGUGGCCUCGUCUUACCAACCUGGUUUCAUUCCAACCCUGGCAUCAUUGAUACAGGAAUAAAAGAACUGGACCAAGUGAUUGUCGUACUCUUCACCACACACAUGUUCAUCGGAGGAUUUUUUGGGUUUAUCCUGGACAAUACCAUUCCAGGCACUGACAAAGAAAGAGGCCUCACAAACUGGAACAACAUUCAAGAUAACCAAAAUGAAAAUAAGUAUGUGUGCGAUCUGUCCUGCUACGAUAUCCCGUUCUGUGGUGACUUUUGA